GGUCCAUCGCCAGGUGUCAGUUCAGCAGAGGCCGCAACCGGUCCCUUCUGUGUUUUCUCGCCUCGUUCUACGCGGGAGGGCUGGAAACCUGUCACGGUCAAGCUGACUCGGGGUUUUUACGUGCGCGUUUUGCGCAAUAAUACGGUAGAUGGCGUUUUUCUUUUUGCGCACGUAAUAGCGUUUAUUGAGCAGUUUCUUUCCUUGGAUCGCGUAGGUUGGGAAGCCAAGUGUUUCGUAAUUAGUGCGCGGAAGUGUACUGAAUUAUUGUUAUAAGACUAUAUUUAUGUACCACAAUGUAUUAUAUAUGUUCAUUAGAUUAUAUUAUUCUAUGUUUCUACACAAUUUUGAUUACUGAAUUCAUAUUUUUCAGUAAUCUGGAAAAAAAUGUUAUUUUAACACAAAACUCAACAGAGCAUCAUUUAAACAGCUAUGCAUAAUAAUUAUUAGUAUUACCUGUAUUAAUGUGCUACGAUAUUCUACCUAGUUGUAUCUUUUUACUUGAAUUUUUAUUUCUUUAUCGAGGGACGUGAGACUCAUUUUCUAAAUGAUUUUUGCUCCUCGGGUCGCGUUACGAAUUAUUUUACAAGACAGCUUUCUUAAAAUGUACAUAUUUGUGUCGGAUUUGUAUCUUCUUUCUGUACUAUAGUAAAAGCAACCUGGGGUUACGGAACCAGUCGUUAGAUGUCAGUAAAGAGCAUCCAAGUGGAGCGGAAUCGUGGAAUCGCGUUCAUUGAAACGGACUCUUUCCGCGUCAGUAGGAGGAGGCGUCCUGUUACCAUGGAGACCAACGUGGCGAUUAUAAACGACGCUGAAAGACCCCAGACCUUACGCAUUAAUCAUUCAGCUGCUGGGCUUCACCCGGACGGAGUUCGUGGCAUGUCUUCAUUUUCAGUAACUUUAAACUAUCUUAAAUUUGAAUGCGCUCAAAGUUAAUGAAAAUAAAAGUUUAUGGAGUAAUUGUAAAAAAUCAUAACUACAUGUCAGAUAUUUAGGAAAGCUCUAAAAUUGUGACUUAGUGGUAAAAGUGAAUUUGUGAGCAAUAAUGAACAAAGCAAGUUCCAAAUGGACUCCGUGCCCCAACCGUGUUCGUAUUAAAACGUACCACCUGGGUGAGGCCAGUGGCAAUGGGUCGUGGGCCCCCGCCUCGCAGAUCCCGGGCCUGUCCCCCUCAGCCGGCUCGGUCCCCCAGGAGAAGGCCCGCGGGCGACGCGUGGGCAUUUUGGAGACCGACUCUGAUUACGUGAAACUGGCGAAACAAGGAGGGCAAAAGGGUCUGCUGUGGCAUGAGGACACGAGCAUGGAGACCAAGACCGGUUCGCAGUAUAAAGCCCCCGACUGGUUCUCCGCAGACUCCGACUCUCAGGAGGAAUGCAGGAAACACGGUUCUCCCGAUGGCGUGGAAACCAAGGGCGAGGAGACCAAGCAGAGUCCAGGGAAGGGGACCUUCCAGCCCCUCAGCGCUCCCUUCGGGGGCGAUAACAAGUCCGCCUGGGAACGCGACCGAGACGGCGCCAUCUCUGGGCCACAGAAUGUGUUCCAGGCGAAUCAGGCCCUGGAGAAGAUGUCUCUGAGCUCUGGAGAUGUUCAACAGGCCAACAAGUACAAGAGGAUAUCCUACGAGAAGAAAGCAGCUCCCGUGAACAUGUCCAAACUGCUCAGCUUCGGGUACGUCGAAGACGAGAAGAAGUCACCCAGCGAGGACGAUGCAUCCAGUGUCACCUCGGACCCGAUCGGCUCCACGGCACCCGAGGGCGACGCGGCACUGGACGCCUCGCAGUGAGACGCGCAAAGAGGACACCCGCUACACCCGGUCCACCCCUCGUUCCUCGUGGACGACGCCACCGCUAACCCCCUCUGUCAUUGCCCUGUCCUCCAUACGGUCUAGUGAUGACUUCCCCGCUUCUCUCCAGAGGACCCCCAGCUCUCGGGUUCGAACGAACGACGGGGAGGGGGGCCUCGUCCUCCCGUCUUGCUACCCUGUCACUCAUGUGCCCAACUUUCUACAGCAAAAUUGCGAGGCUGCGCGGUAACCAUGGCAACGGGAACCAUCGCGCCUGAUCUAUUGCGGAGGGGGCAUUUCUCCGGCGCUCGGGGGCCGUGGCCCCGUCUUUGGGGGCAGCCGAGAAGACGGGAGAUGGCGUGGAGGGUCCCGGCUCACCCGAGCACCGCUGUGUUGCUGCAUGAUUAUGAAUUUCGGAUAUUGGCAGGGCGCUCCGUGCGACGUUUCGGCGACAACUCAUGUCUUGCUCUCCUCAUUCGUUCCCUUUGUGCCCAACUGUUUAUCCUCUCGGUUGUAUUUUUUAUUUGUUUGGUAAAAAUAAUACUUGUAUAAUAUUUUUUUUAAAUGGAGCUUGUGGUGUAAAAAGUUCAAUCGCACAGCGUUGAGGUCUUCGUUUGUUUUUUAUGUUUCAGAAGAGAAAAGGUUGACAUCUGUUGUUGCUCGAAACAUGUCGGUACAAUAAACCUGCAUGUGCAUGUAAA
Molecule: messenger RNA, 2481 nt
Organism: Scleropages formosus (Asian bonytongue)
Lineage: Eukaryota; Metazoa; Chordata; Actinopteri; Osteoglossiformes; Osteoglossidae
Exons: 7
Coding region: 1043-1780 (245 amino acids)
Source: RefSeq, a predicted model, not a curated record